This is a messenger RNA of Oryza sativa Japonica Group (Japanese rice), 3768 nucleotides long. RefSeq lists its product as uncharacterized. The record is from RefSeq and is a predicted model, not a curated record. NCBI's taxonomy places the organism in Eukaryota, Viridiplantae, Streptophyta, Magnoliopsida, Poales, Poaceae.
UUAAUUUCCUGCAAGAAGGAUGACUGAGUCAACAGGCGACCGGGCAGGCGAUUCCCACCGACCGACGGCCACUCCGGCCCCGGCGGCCACCCCCCUGCGCCGGUAGCCACCCCGGCGCCGACGCCCACCACCCACGCCUCUCUUGCCCCAUCGCGCUUCCCCUGGAGCCUGCUCGACCGCCGCUCGACGUUGCUGGCCAGAUGCGGUUGGCGUCUCUGCCGCCGUCGUGGCCAGCACUCCAGCCGGCGCAUCCCACGCUGCUCCGCCACCACAAACCAGUAAUCCCCUCUCAACCCCUCUCUGGACCACCCCUUUCCCCACGAAGCUCCACCCCACGCCGGAACCCCCAGUUCUGGCUGGAGUCGCCGCCGCCGCCGCCAUCCAGAUCUGCUGUGCCUUUCUCCGCCGACGAUGUCUCCCACGUCUCGGAGUCCCCGGAUCCAAGGAGUUCGCCCACGCCUGCUAUGCCACGCUCCUUCGCUGAUGCUGUCAGGUUGGAUUUCAAUCCCGCCAAAGGAGACGGCCUGCCCGUUUUCAAAUCCCCACACGGCCAACCACCGCCGCGCCCAAAAUUGAAGUCCGCCAUUACUAUCCCAGCCUGGAGCACCUUUCAGCGUCGCGCCUACAGGGCUACUCCCGGAGAGGAAAUGGGCGUGCGUCGCAUCCAUGGUACGGCGAGACCAGGCCGCUUCAAUGGCGAGUGGAAGGAAGUCAAGCCACGCCACUGGUGGCGCCGCUCGCCGCAUUCACCCGAGUCCCAGCGGCCAGCUUCCAGGCGACAAGACGCACAUUCAAGGCGCUCGUUGGCUCCCGCUGCAUCGGCAUCGCUGCGCCUCUUCAGAGAGAGAACGGCUGGAAAAUGCUUCAACUGCCUUGCGCGUGAUCACCGCGCAGCGCGCUGCAGGGACCCGGUUCGUUGCUUCAGAUGUUUCCGUUCGGGGCACAAGGCAAACUCCUGCUCCCGGCGUGAACCGCGACCACGCCAACCUCGCCAGUCUCCACAGAAAGCGCUGCGCCGCCAAGCUUCUACACCACCCCCGCCACAGAACACGUCGCACCGCCAGGCUUCUACGCCAUCCCCGUCUCUUCCCCGGGCUACACGACCACGCCAACCACGCCAGUCUCCGCAGAACACGUCGUGCCGCCAAGCCUCCACACCACCUCUGCAGCUACCUCUUCCACCCAAGCCGUCCUGCAACACGCGGAUGGCUCUACUGGGAGACCCGGCGACCCGGCCGGAUGAAGACCACUGCUUCGUUCCGACACCGUUCGCCACGGAGGCUGAGCGGAAAGAAUGGGAAAGCUCGGCGGUGGUGUCCUGGGCGAUGCGGGCACCGGCUUCCACAACGGCGCAAGAUGUUGAGGCGGCUUUUCGGGAGGAAUUCCGUCUUCGGCGAGGGGAGGUCACGGUGACGCGCCACCACCCGGAAGCCUUCCUGAUCAAGUUCGAGCAUAGCAGUCACUGCUAUGAAGCUAUGCGCAAGGGCUUCGUCAAGCGAAACGGUAUUGAGCUCCACUUCAUCAAGUGGCGCAGCCUGAGUGCGGCCCUCGGCAUCGCGCUCAUGUUUCGCGUGCGCCUGUGUCUAGAUGGUAUCCCGCGGCACGCCUGAUCCGCCGACAUCGUCGAGCGGCUCAUCGCGCGCACCUGUGGCCUCGAGGAGAUCGAGACCAACCUGAUCCACCCGGUCGACACUCGCACGGUGGAUGUGUGGGCUUGGACCGGCAAUCCGAGCUCCAUCCCGAAGCGGAUGUGGCUAACCUUUACCGGCUCGACGCGGGGAGCCAAACCAGAGCAAAUCCUGGUGUCCGACAGACCGCCGGCACACUGGCAACAUGGCGCCAAAUUCUGCGUCUACAUCCACCUGGAGGAGAUCCACGACUACACGACGGUGGCGGUAGACCUCGAUGGCAACGAGGCAUGCGCGCCCUCCAAGCGGCGCCUUCCGGAGUGGCACCUCGGCGUGGCCGACGGGGACCCGGUACCAACGCGAGCCUUCGAGAACUUCCCGCACCACCCGCCUCCACCACGCACUCGUCAAGGCCGCGAGCCAGAGCGCAUCGACGACCGCGACGACCGUCGCCGAAGAGCCAAAGAUGAUCGUGACCGGAGCCGUCCCAGGCGGUCGUAUAAUGACGACCACCCGGACCACGACAGGGACCAAGCCUGGCGACGGCGCGACGACGACGACGACCGCGACGGCAGGGGCGGCCGGGGCCGCGAGGCAUGGCGAGGACGAGAAAGCCGCAAAGUCUCGGGCCUUGAUGGCCAACGCGUGCGCGAGCGUUCGCCGCGUCGGCGCGACUGGGCAGAGGACGACCGUCGCGGUGACCGGCGUCAUCACGUGCAGGCUGCUGUCGCCCUGCCUGCUACAAUCCCGCCUCUCAAGCUCGCUCCGAAGCAGGUAACUGAUUUUAAGAUGUUGUUUUCCCUUAACUCCCACCCUCUUCAGGCACCAAGGGAAAACCUCCGUGAGACGGGGGAAAGGCUUGUGAACAGGGUGAACAAUUUCGCCGCUGCGGUGGAUGACGCUUCUCAGCCUGGCGGGGAAGAAGCCUGGUCCGACCGCCGGCCAAGUCGCGUCCAUGACGUCCCGAUCCGGCAGGUGUUCGACCGGCUCAAGCACUGCCUCUUCCCUGCUGGCAUCCACUCUACACCAAGCCACUCGGGCCAAGUGAUGCCUCAUGACGAGAGGGCGUCGAUCGGCGCGGUGGAAGAAGCACUUGCAGCACUUUAGCUCAUGGCGGACGCGGGUCAUGCCGUCGGCGAGCGAACGCCGCCAUUUCCAACAUCCCCCCUCCAGUGUGCUGGGCCAUCACCAGUAUGGGCCGGCCUCCUCCCGGACCUUGGGCUGCAGACAGGAGGGAGCUGUCACGCAAUGGGCCUGAUGGGCCAUGAAGACCUUCAGCCUGCCCUGCCGAUGUCUACUUUCACAGGCUUGCAAGCGGGCCAUGAUACGGCCCACCCAUCACCACCACAGGGCCAACAGGCUCGAACCGACACCACGGCCACCAUCAGCGAGGCAACACUGCAGCCGCCACGGCGGUUGCGUCGAAGACGGUGACGCCGCCGCAGCUGAUUACAGCUGCGCCAACGACGGAACAAGAUGAACACCAAGAUGCCGGGAAUAAGAACACGCUGCAAGUGCUGGAGAGCCUCUUCUCCACCCCGCCGCGCGCCGUUUUGCCACGGCCGACCUCCCCUGCGCUGACGACGACCCAAGCGACCCCAGCGCCAGCACCGGCGCCGCCAGGUGGCCACGGGAUGGAGCGUCGCCGCAGCGCAAGACUCGCGGCAAAGCCGCCAAUGCCAACUAUGCAACGCUGCACGAGGGUGUUAUUGAAGCGGCUUGGCAUGCUCCAUGACGACAAGACGCUCGACGAGGUGCUCUCCGACUACAUCGCCAUGUUCAAUGGACCUCUACCGCAACACGUGAUCGCAGCGCUCACGUCCAUCUUCGACAUCGACGCCGAUGCAAUCAUGGAAGCCAAUCACGUCGACAACACGCUCCUGGAGGUUGUCGGCGAAGGCGUCGCUGACCUUGUCGAGGAGGUUGCCGACACAGCGGCAUGAACGGGAGGGUGGGCGCCCUGCUGAGUACUCUGUCUUCUCCCCAUGAUUUCUACCCCAGAUGAAAGUUUGUACCCUUUUGCUUGUGCAAAGACUCAUAGUUUGCACCCUGCGGCUGCUGAUGGAGCUUUUGCUAAUCGUCGCAUGUAUCCUGCGUGGGAAGCUGCCCUACAUUUGGAUGAUUUACGUUUACGGAACUA